AUGGGGAUGUUUCUGAUACGCAAAAGGCAAUUUGCUCAUCCGUUGGCUGUUGGAACUGACUGGAUGACUGCUGAUUGUUGUCUGCAAGCAUUUUUAGAACCAGUAAAACUGCCUCUGAAAAAGCGAGGAUCGAAGAAACAAGAUGUUAGGGUUACCGAGGACUCUCCACUUCAAUGCCAGGCCAAAAUAGAGCUGUAUGUGCAGGGACUUUGGAAACAUGGGUAUGCUAUACCAUGGACCAAAGUCGGCAAGAAGAAGGUGGUACAAUUUCUUAAGCCUAUUAGCCAUGCACUUGCACGUAUUCUUUAUGAUAUGCGAUUUUAUGAGAGUUUGGAGCUUCAGGAGGUCAAGAAAAUGGCGACUCAGAAGCCGAACUUUGAGGCAUGGACAAUUUGCAGGCAUGGAGAUGUUCCGCAACAAGCUGAUGGUGCUUCAUGCGGAAUUUUUGCAAUCAAAUUCAUUGAGUAUGCCAGUGCCGGGUUUCCAUGUCAUACAAUUGACCCUUCGAAGGUUGCCUAUUACCGAUUGAAACUCGCAAUAGAGGCUUUGAGGGAGGAGGCUUAUCUCUGA
Prunus armeniaca (apricot) is the source of this 570-nucleotide messenger RNA. The record is from the annotation of a GenBank genome assembly. NCBI's taxonomy places the organism in Eukaryota, Viridiplantae, Streptophyta, Magnoliopsida, Rosales, Rosaceae.